AACUGUCAAACAUAUGGAUUAUUUAUGGUGGAAGGUUCGUGCCGCAGUGUAAAAUUCACAGUCUUUAUUUAUUUUCAUGUAUUUUGCUAUAUUUUUUGAAUUGUAAUCAUGAUGGAGGGUUCAUUAAGUAAAUGGACGAAUGUGAUGAAGGGGUGGCAGUACCGGUGGUUCGUGCUGGACGAAAAUGCUGGCCUGCUUUCUUAUUACACGUCUAAAGAGAAAAUGACCCGAGGAGUUAGAAGAGGCUGCGUGCGGCUGAGGGCAGCUGUCAUAGGCAUCGAUGAUGAAGACGACUCCACCUUCACCAUCACCGUAGACCAUAAGACGUUUCACUUCCAGGCCAGAGACGGCUCAGAGAGAGAGAGAUGGGUGCGUGCACUAGAGGACACUAUAGCCAGGCACGGCAGACGGGAGCGGUGGUCGCGGUGCAUGCCCGCGCCCAGGCACAGGCACGGAGACCUGGAGAGGAGGAUAUCCGAGGCUGACGCUUAUCUACAGAUUAUGAUCGAGCUAGUUUCUAAAAUGAGUGUCCGCGUGUCGGAGCUAGCUGAUCCACACGAAAAGAACAAAGGACAAGUUAUAUUAGACCAUUCCAAUGUCAUGCUGGACAAUAUAAAACAUUCCAUUGUACUGCUACAAAUAGCUAAGAACACAGUAAAUCCAGUAAACGGAGUAUAUACGGGACCUACGAACCCUUCACAAUCACAUAUCAAACAAGACGCGGAACUGUCGCCCCGCGUGGAGUUGGGCGCGGAGUGUCGCGAGCUGGCCACGCCCACACACCCCCUCCCGCCACUCGAACACCUGGAAGCUCCUCCGAUGUCCCUGCUGGUGCCGGACACGUCGUACUCGUCGUCGGAGGGCGAGGACGACUUCUACGACGCUGACGACGCGCCCGCCGAUACCGUGCUGCCGGGACCAAGCGCUAGUCGCACUUGCCAGGCGGAGGGCGCGCCGGAGCAGGACUCCGCGCAGCCCACCGUCGACCUGCCACGCACCCGCGAUGGAGAGAUCGACUAUGAUGCGCUGUACGAGGACGAGUCGGACAGCGACCUCGGGUCUAUGGAGAACCAUGGGUCCGUGGUCACCCAUCUCCUGUCACAGGUCAAGAUUGGAAUGGAUCUCACUAAGGUUGUGCUACCGACAUUCAUACUAGAGAGGCGAUCGCUUCUAGAGAUGUACGCAGACUCCUUCGCACACCCUGACCAAUUUGUUAAGAUAGUAGACCAGCCGACGCCUCGCGAGCGCAUGAUCCAAGUGGUGCGCUGGUACCUGAGCUCGUACCACGCCGGCCGCAAGUCCCAGGUCGCCAAGAAACCGUACAAUCCCAUACUGGGAGAGGUGUUCAGGUGUCACUGGGACCUGGACGGCAUGCCCGAGAGCAACGCCACUAAUGAUAAGCAAGAAGUAGGUGACGGGCCGGUACCGUGGUGUUCUCCAGACCAGCUGUCCUUCGUAGCGGAGCAAGUGUCCCACCACCCCCCCAUAUCAGCGUUCUACGCGGAGCACGUGAACAAACGCAUACAGUUCGAAGCCUGGGUGUGGACCAAGAGCAAAUUCCUCGGCCUCUCCAUCGGAGUACACAAUAUUGGUAAAGGAACUGUGACGCUGUUGGAUACCGGAGAAGAAUAUACGCUUACAUUCCCUAAUGGAUAUGGCAGAUCAAUACUAACAGUACCCUGGAUAGAGCUCGGCGGGUCAGUGGUCAUAGAAUGCGUUCAGACGGGCCACAAGGCCAACAUAGAGUUCCUGACCAAGCCGUUCUACGGCGGCAAGAAACAUCGGGUCACGUGCGAAGUAUUCGCCGGAGCUGACAAGAAGCCCUACUACACUGCACAAGGAGAGUGGAACUCGAGAAUGGAUGGAAGAUGGACUGACUCUGGUCGUUCGGAAGUCCUGUUCGAGGUGAGCAGUAUGAAGGCGCGGCGCAAGCGCGUGGCGCCGGUAUCUAGACAACAGGCGCACGAGUCGCGGCGCGUGUGGCGCCACGUGACGUGCGCGCUGCGCGCCGCGGACUGCGACGCCGCCACCGCCGCCAAGCGCGCCGUCGAGCAGGCGCAGCGGGACGCCGUCAAGGCUAGAGACGCCAACGGGGAGAAGUGGAACACGCUGCUAUUCAGUCCUAAGGGCGAGGACGGGUGGGAGUACAUGACGCCGCUGUCCAAGCGUGUGCCCCCCGCCAAGACGACGCCACAACACAAAAACGGUGAAACGGCAGAGAACACUAGAUAAUCUACUCAAAUACCAACCUUGGACUAUUAGGAUAAGGUAGAAAUUCCUUUGUCACAGCAAAACGGACCUUGUAGGGUAGGACAAUGUUCACAGUGACGCACUGUUCCAAUGACACUACACUUCGGAUAUCUUCGGCAGUCGUCGGGUGUGAGAAGGAGAUGGGGAUAUCUGUCUUCUCUUUUCUAUAGUCGAAGUGUUGUGUCGUUUAUUUUAGGUAUCGGGAAAGUUGGACCGUUGUUGUCUCUUUUGCCAUAAUUUUACGGUUUUGGAUGUCGCGCAUGCUAUGGGGACUUGGAAAUAAUAAUAGUUAACUAACGAUACUAUAUGGUAGCCAGCAAAAAGGAAAGACUUGCAUUAAUACCUUUAUAGCUUUGCAUCAAAUAGAAUACCUCAAAUAGUAUCUUAAUCACCUUAGGUACUUACUCCAAAUCUGUCAAAAUGUCUUUAAUAGACUUUAAACUUUAUGUCAUUCGACAUAAGGUUUACAAUCUAUUAAAGAACGACAAUGUGAGAUAGCAAUAUAGGAGUGAAUGAAACAGCAUUAUACAAACCUUGCUUCAUAAAGAGACAAGUAAUAUGAGGUAAUUAAACAUGUUGUGUAUCGAUUAAUAUCGAUAUUUUAUUAAAACGAAACUGUAACUUAUGAACUAUUUGUAAGUUAAUUCUUCUAUCUAGAACAAUUUAGCUUAAUGUAAGCGUCCACAGGCCUGCAGCAUAGACAUCGUGCGCAUUCCGUAUGACGUCAUCAGCACGCAUCGCAUGUAGGCAUUGCCGAUGAUGCGGUCCGUCCGUACGAUGCGGAUCAAUGGACGCAGUUGUAUGAGUUUCUAUACAAGACAAACUAAAAUCCGUUGCGUGUGGUGCGUACGAUGCGGGCCUGUUGACGCGUACCUUUAAACAGUUAUCAUUGUCAAUUACUUUCCCAUCGAAUCCAUUAUAAUUUCAUUAAUGACAAAACAUAAAACUAUCGACGAUAAUCUUAUCGAUAUCGACAUUUCUAACCUAGAAGCAUGCGCGACACUAUUUAUACUAAGUUUUAUUUUAUAAUUAAUAUUUUCUUAUAAAUUCUCAAUUCUAUAUGGCCUAUGAUAGUUGAUUCAGCAAUAAAUACAUUGUUAUUGUAAAUAGUACUCUAUUGCUUUCAUAUUGCAACGCUUUUUGUAAAUUUUUGUUCGUCUCGGACACGCGAUACGCACGAUAGAGCCAAGGACUUAGAAAUAAUAUUGUUACAUUCAUAAGUACGUAUACUAUACUACAAGCAGAUCAAGCAUCCCAAUGUUUAAACGAAUUUCAACCUUCUCACUUUUAUAUUAAAGUUGAAAUUCAACUUCUUUCAAAUGUUUACAACAUUUUUCAUCGGGUGAAGAUAUUCUGUUCAAGAAAUCUUUAGAGGAUUUUUAACCUUCACACUUUGUGUCAAAGCUGAAAAUCAUUUAAACGAUUAAUUCAAUCUUCUUUGGAUUACAGUUGAUAUUUUCACCAAGAAUUCUUCAAAAGAUUUUCGACCUUAAACGAUUAGUUAUACAGUAGUGGGAUGGUUCGCGAAUUUAUCGAGUAUUAAAAUUAAAAAAGAAAUGUUAUUAUAGUGAAUAGUUGGUUUUAGACGGCAGCUGUAGCGUUGAACUUCGUAUACUCAGUAUAACAGUGGCAUUUCAACAUUCUGCCAUGCGAUUUUCACCUUUAUUCCUUUAAACAUAAAGACUAAUAUAACUGCAAAUAAAAGUUGGCAAAGAUUUGCUAACAGUGUAGUUCUUUUGUCUACGUGUUAAGACUCAAAUUAUAUUGACACAAUAUGUUGUGUUACUGAUGUGACUGCUAAUUAAAGUUGGCAAGUAAUAUAACACUUAAGUCAACGCAAUAAGAAUCAAAUUAUAUUAAAAUAAUAUGUCAUAAAACUAAUGUAACUGCACAUAACUGUUGCAAAGAUUUGCAGUCCGUUAUAACGCUUAAGUCUACGCAAUAAGGCUCAAAUUUCAUUUUAAAGUUUGUUGAAAUGUCAAAUGUUAGUAUGAGUAAGGUUUUGUAAAAUAUGACAAGUUUUCUAUAAGAUUAUCUUCGUCACCGUUGGACCUGCAUCGACUUUAGACAAAUACAUCGGAAAUCAUGUUUUUAUUGUAUCUCUUAAUACCCGUAGUAACUGUAUAGGUUUUAGGCGAAGGAAGUUGAUGAAUGUGCAAUUUUGGAACGUAUUGUUAAGGUGUGUAAGGGUGGUUUUGCAUUGAGUGUUGUUUUUGCUAAGUUUGUGAUGGUAAAGGCCGUUAGAGGCGCUAGUGUCUCUUUAAAGGUCUUUAGGCUGUUUGCUAAUGACACACAUCAAGACAUCAACAGCCUAUAAGUGGCCACUGCUAACCAAAGGCCUCUUCUCGGACGGAGAAGGUUUGAGCAUGAAUCACCACGUUUGCUCAAUGCGGGUUGGCGAUUUCAAACUUAUAAUUAGAAAUUAUAAGCCCAAGUUUCCUCACGAUAUUUUCCUUCACCGUUUGUCAGUGGUGUCUAAAUAAAGAAAUGUGUAAAAAAGUCUGCUAAUGGCAAUGGGUGAGAAAUCAGCUUCUGGAUGACUAAAUUCGAUUCUCGUCCGUGUCAAGUAGUCGUGUCAGCGUAGGCACACUGGUUUCUCUACUACAAACGCACUUGUGUUGUGAGGCCGAAGGCGAAGGAAAAUAAAACGUAAAUCAAUAGACAAUAAAGUCCAAUUUCCUUUAUCUAUUUGUACUUUAGAAAAUAAUAAUACUCAAUGCAAAAUUCACUUAUUGAAAGAAAGUUGGCCCGAUAGUAUGAAGUAAUGUAGUUUCUAUGUAAAUCUCUCUCAUACAAACUAGGGUCCUUCUAAAUCCUGUACUCUUUAUAUGCUACAGUAGUUGAGAUGUAGAGCUACUUUCCUCGCGUAAUAUCCCGACAAUUCUGAAUCUAUUGUCGAUUUUAAUUUUUCGAGACUAAGAAAUUUCACAGACGUAAGAGGGUGCUUUUCCACCAGAGAUGUGCUAUGUAACUAUGCUACGAAGAUGUAAUAGUUAAGCUGUGAAACUUUGUGACCGUUUCCACUGAUACUAAGCUAUGUAGCUGUGCGAGGAAGAUGCGCAGCUCGAGUAUGCGAUGUAUAGGUAGUAGGGAAGCCAUCGAUGUAUCGAGGCAGUAGGCUCACCCCUAAUUCAUAGGACUCAUAGCAAUGGGCGUCACAUUCUAGAUGUUCCACUCCUUCAGGAAUUAAAGCGUAUUGCUGCAUUUAUGUUAAGAACGCUUCUCUCUGUACUAGACAACAUCAUAACAUAUCGUUCACAAAACACGGGAUAUUACUCUUUCUGCCUACCCAUUAUUCUGAUUCAGUUGCCGUGAUGGCUCGCCCACUUGUACUGCGAUGUCCACGGGACUCUAAACUACACCCUGUUAGUCGGUAGGUGCUUAAAUUUCUAAGUCCGUCGUCUCGUCGGUUCAAAAUGUUAAAAUUUAGCGAAAAGACUGACAAGUGAACGAAAUCAGACGGAAUCGACGGUCGCGAGCAAAUAUUAUGAAUUAUUCAAUCACAUAGACUUAUUUAAUUACAUAGUUAUAACUACCAUGUUGUAUAUUUAAAUAAAAAAUUAAAUUAU
Spodoptera frugiperda (fall armyworm) is the source of this 5819-nucleotide messenger RNA. RefSeq names its product oxysterol-binding protein-related protein 9. The transcript has 16 exons. NCBI's taxonomy places the organism in Eukaryota, Metazoa, Arthropoda, Insecta, Lepidoptera, Noctuidae. Gene Ontology annotation, molecular function: sterol binding. Gene Ontology annotation, cellular component: membrane; intracellular membrane-bounded organelle; cytosol. The record is from RefSeq and is a predicted model, not a curated record. The coding region runs from base 109 to 2232 and encodes 707 amino acids.